Molecule: messenger RNA, 1948 nt
Organism: Fomitiporia mediterranea MF3/22
Lineage: Eukaryota; Fungi; Basidiomycota; Agaricomycetes; Hymenochaetales; Hymenochaetaceae
Product: phenylacetyl-CoA ligase
Exons: 17
Coding region: 1-1731 (576 amino acids)
Biological process (GO): secondary metabolic process
Molecular function (GO): CoA-ligase activity
Source: RefSeq, a predicted model, not a curated record
AUGCCGGAAUUUCGCUCAGUUGUCCCCUGUCCUCCGAUUCCCGCUGACUUGACUGCUGCUCAAUUUAUACUUGACUCGUACCAUCCUAAGCGUCCAAUUCGCCCAGGAAACGUUCCAUGGCUCAUCGAAGAUAGCACUGGGAGAAAGGUUGAAUACGAAGAGAUACGUCUACGAACACACGCACUAGCAAACGCAUUGCACCUGCGAUGGGGCGUUGGUGAAAAUGAUGUCGUUUGUGUAUUCUCACCGAAUCACGUCGAUUAUCCUGUCUCCAUGUGGGCCGCGCAUAGACUCGGUGCAACUGUCUCAUGCGCCAAUCCAUCUUAUACUGCCGACGAGCUGGUACAUCAGCUCAUAACUACCAAGGCGUUUGUAAUGGUGUCACAUCCGGAUAGUCUUCCUACGGCCCUCGCAGCAGCACGGCAAGCUGGAUUGGCAGCGGAUCAUAUCUUCCUCAUGGAUGAGCUCAAGGCGAAAACGCCGAUCCCGUAUCCAACAAUAUCGGAUCUCGUGAAGGAAGGUCUGUCACAACCGACGUCCUUUAAAGAACGAAGACUUGCACCGGGGGAAGGCAAAACGAAACUAGCGUUCCUCAGUUUCUCCAGUGGAACGACCGGGAAGCCGAAGGCUGUCGCUAUUCCUCACUACGCUGUAAUUGCUAAUGUGGUACAAAUGGCGGAGUAUCACAAAGUGAAUGAGGAUUACACUAUUUGGGAGAAACGUCGAUUCAGACCAGGGGACAUCGCAGUUGCUGUUCUACCGUUCUUCCAUAUUUAUGGUCUGGUCGUUAAUUUACACUGGCUGCUUUUCUCUGGGAUUACCAUAGUUGUGAUUCCGAGGUUCAACUUCUUGGAUUUCCUGAAGAGUAUCGACAGAUAUAAAAUCCAACACCUUCUCCUCGUUCCUCCUCAAGUCGUCCUGCUCUGCAAGCAUCCCGCUGUGAAGAAAUAUGACCUCUCGCACGUUCGCUUUUGCAUUAGCGGAGCGGCACCCUUAUCCAGGGAAUUGACUCAGCAACUUAUCAAAGUCUUGCCAAACGCCCAGAUUGGUCAAGGAUAUGGCAUGACCGAGACGUGCACGACUGUUACGAUGGUUCCAAUUACGCAAUGGAUUGGUACUCCAGGAAGCGGAGGCCAACUGAUUCCAGGCUGUACCGCGCGAGUUGUGAAGGCUGAUGGUACGCUGGCGGAUUACGACGAGGAGGGCGAACUACACGUUACCGGUCCUCAGAUGGCGCUUAGGUAUACGAAUGAUGAGAAGGCCACGCAAGAGACGUUCGUAGAUGGUUGGGUCAGGACCGGUGAUGAGGUGAAGUUCGCGAGGAAUGGUGAUAUCUUCAUCGUUGACAGGUUAAAGGAGAUUCUCAAAGUCCGUGGCUUCCAAGUAGCUCCUGCAGAGCUAGAAGGACAUCUAUUAGACCACCCCGAUGUGUCCGAUGCGUGUGUGGUUGGCAUCCCAGAUGAUUAUAGUGGUGAAGUUCCCCUGGCUUUCGUCAUGCUCGAGACUAGAGCGGCAGAGCGCGCGAAGAGAAGCAAUGCGGAGGCUGAGAAGAUUAAGCAAUCGAUAAUGAAACACGUCUCUGAUGCCAAGGUGCAGUACAAAUGGCUAAAGGGCGGUAUCGAGUUCGUGGAUGUUAUUCCGAAGAAUCCUAGUGGAAAACUACUAAGACGACUAAUGCGAGACAAGGCGAAGGAGAUUGUUGCGAAGCGUGGCGCGAAGGCGAAGCUUUGAGACGUUUUGGAUAACAUGACGGAGGGCCAUAUAUGAUUUUGUGGAAGUAUCGCACAUCUAGAUGCGACUGUUUACUCGGAGACUUUCCCUGUGGGCUAUGUUUGUUUAUGGACCGUUGUUAUCUUCCUGUAUUAUCUUUCGUUGAUUUAUCCUUUAUGGCUUUCCUUUCAACCUUGAGGACAAAUGUAUUAGAUAAUGGAAUCGGACGGAUAUUCUU